AUGAAUUAUUCAUUUGGUGAUAAUGUAAGUUCUGAAUUCGUUUAUGUUCUUUCUGAUUUUGGGGGUGGUGCGAACGAACUAGAAAACAUCAUGUCAAAGUGUCUGCAAACCAAAUUAGAAAUUAGUAAUCCUUGGAUCCAAGAAUAUGGCUUUAUGGUCAAACAAACAAUUGAAGUUCCCGAUAUCUGCUUUGAUUUGUCAAAUAGCGAAUUGAUACAAGAAAUUACACUGAAAAACGUGAAUGCUAAACACGUUGUUCUUCCUAUAAGAGUCAAAAAGAUCGCAAUAGAAAAUGUCGAAGGAGAAAUAGUGAUGGAGAAAUGCACACCACAUGCUAUUCGAGUUUGUGGGUAUACUGGGAAACAACUUGUUUUAAAUGAUGAAAAAUUGAGUGUUGUGGAAUAUAGAGACGUAUUAAACGGUGUCAAUUUUAUUCACAACAACAUGUUGUAUAGUGACAAAUACGUCAUCGACUUGGAUAAAAUUAAGAGCAUUGAUAUUGAUAGAUUACCAACUGUAAAAUGCGUCGUUUUUAUAAAGAACAAUAAAACACUUUUUGAAGGAAAUCUGUCGGCUGUACAUUUCAGAGAAGACUCUCUUAGUAUCGAAAACCUUGCAAAUGACAUCGACAUUACAGAGUUCGGUGUUAACUCCUUUAGUGUUUUUAAAACUUCAAAUACACCAAAUAUGGUAUUGGGAAAUGUCUGUUUUCUUACUAUUAUGAAAGGAGAGUUUAAUUCAAUUUAUAUCGGUGACUGUCAAACAAUUACUUUAAGACAGACGAAUAUUAAAAAACUUGAUAUUAAUGUAUGUAAUACUUUCACUUACAAAAGCUCUAAAAUCACAACCGUGAAGGGUAAGAAAAUCGAGUCUAUUAAUGGCACAAAAAAGGCGAUUAAAAAUUGGGAAAUUGAGAAUUCAAGUGGAAUUAACAACUUAAAGGAAGUGAAUAAUUAA
This is a messenger RNA of Entamoeba invadens IP1, 957 nucleotides long. RefSeq lists its product as hypothetical. The coding region runs from base 1 to 957 and encodes 318 amino acids. The transcript has a single exon. The record is from RefSeq and is a predicted model, not a curated record. Lineage: Eukaryota; Evosea; Mastigamoebida; Endamoebidae.